Molecule: messenger RNA, 846 nt
Organism: Aspergillus mulundensis
Lineage: Eukaryota; Fungi; Ascomycota; Eurotiomycetes; Eurotiales; Aspergillaceae
Product: class I SAM-dependent methyltransferase
Exons: 3
Coding region: 1-846 (281 amino acids)
Source: RefSeq, a predicted model, not a curated record
AUGGCCUCCUCUACCCAGAACCAAACCCAACCUGGACAGAAGGAUCACUGGUCCUCCGAGGCCUACUCAACAUCCGCCUCGUUCGUCCCAAAGCUCACGCAAACCCUCCUCCAAUACCUUGACCCGCAGCCAACCGACAAAGUCCUGGAUAUCGGAUGCGGCGAUGGCAAGUUCACGGACUUGUUCCUGCCUCAUAUCUCGAAGGUCCUGGGCGUCGACUCCUCGCCGGCGAUGAUCGACGCCGCGAACAGGGACUACGCCGGUGACAAGGCCGCAUUCAAGGUUUUGGACUGUCGGUAUCUGGAGACAGACGAUGAAGUCGUGAAUGGAAAUUGGGAUAAAGUUGUAUCCAACGCAGCCCUGCACUGGAUCCUCCGCGACGAGAGCACGCGCCUCUCAACCCUAAAAGGCAUCCACGCAUCCCUGAAACAAGGCGGCUCCUUCGUCUUCGAGAUGGGCGGGCACGGCAACGUCGCCGAGAUCCAAGGGGCAAUGCAGUACGCGCUCCUGCGGCAUGGGAUUCCAAUCGAGAGAGUCCGCGAGGCGUAUCCGUGGUUCUUUCCCUCGGUCCCCUGGAUGACGAGUACGCUUGAGAGGAUCGGGUUCAGGGUGGACAAGAUGGAGAUUGAGUAUCGGCCGACGAAGCUGACGAGUGAUGCUAAUGGGGGAUUGGCGGGGUGGGUGAGGCUGAUGGGGGUGGCGUUUUUGGAUGUUGUGGAGCCCGGCAUGAGGGAGGAUGUUGUGAGGGAGGUUUGCGAGGUGCUUGAGAAGACUGUUACCCGUGAGGAGGAUGGGAGUCAGUGGUUGGGGUAUGUGAGGCUGAGGGGUGUUGCUGUGAAGGUGUAA